CUCUCUCUCUCUCCCAAGAAACAGGGGAGUCGAAUAGUGCAGUGGCUUGGGGAGCGCACGAAGAAUUAUUUGACGCUUUCGAUCCCAAGUAUUUCUAACAGUCGUAUCCGACCGUUUCCCUCGUGAGGUGAUCGGGACCUGGUUUGGUGAUGCUCUGUGACAGGUAACACACGCCAUCUUAAAGUAAUAAGCGUUGCUUUGCUAGCUUGCUUGCACGAUCUCCAAAGGUCUUCUUCCUUGAUGGGAGGGAGACUGGUUGUCCUCGAAUCGGCGCCUGCUUCUUCGCUUUCUGGUGACGGGACUCACCGAAAGAUUUGCGUAACAAAAACAAGCUUCUAGCUAUCUCAAGGUCCAAUGACCAAAAAGGUGAUGGAUACGCGUGCAAUCUCCGUAAACCCUGAUACAAAAGGAGAUAGGAGGAUAUCCUCAACUGGUGAAUUCAGUACUGGAGGUUCAUUAGUUUCUUCAACAAGCAGCGAAAAACCUCUUCCUAAUUAUCUAAGGGCUUCUACAAGCUCCUGCCAUGAUUUUUGUAAAUACGGACGGAAACAUGAUUUCGAUGCUGAGGCUAAGCAUCCAUUUCUUCUCAAAUCAGGAAAGAAGUUGACUCUUAGAGAAGACUGGCAGCAAGUGAACAGUGUAAAUGUAGAAGAGAGAUGGAAGAGGCUUACGACUAAGCCGAAGUCCUCAUCUCAUCAAAGAGCUGAAUUUCCUGAUACUACAGCAGUCAGGAAGCAGAAAGCUGCAUCAAAGAUCAAGGAGGUCAGAUUGCCAGAGCAACAUGCUGACAUGAAGUUGCAAAUUUCAUCAUCAAUCCAGAAAAGCAGUAUAUCUAGUGAUUCGGAAGGUCCUCCAACAUCACAGAACGAAGAAACUCAGGUGAAAAGUUUGAACAUAGGGGAUCAGAAGAUGAAACAAGUUACCAAAUCGAAGACUUUAAACAAGUCUCAAUCAUUCUCUUCCAAGCUUAAAGUUGGUGAGCAGAUGGGUACUUCUCUUGGCAAUGGAAUUGAUGGAAGUCAGAAGUCAGGUACCAUCAAGAGGAAUAUUUCUUCACCUCUCCAAGAAGCCACUUCCUCUACUAAACCGAGAUUGAUUAGGCAAACGUCUUCGAAGAGCGACAUCACACAUGAUGGACCUCAAAAAAUUGGACAAAAGCCACUAGUGCAUAAUGAGGUUCCUCAAGUUGCUGCUAAACAUGUGACAUCUAAGAAAGCCAUUAAAAGUCCAACCGAAGGAUCAGGAUCAUCACUUACUGCUUCACAUGGACCAAUUGAGCAAAGAAACAAGAAGGUAUUAUAUGAUAAGAGUAGGGAAAUAACAAGAACAUUAGAAAGGAAGAUGCUGAAACCAUCCACAGCUUCUCCAUCGCUCAAGCAUAUUGGGGAUGAAACCUCGAGUUCAAAGCAAAGUAAAUACAAGAAUGGAAAACAAACAGUCUCCAUGAAGAACCAGAAAGUUGGGAACAACGCUGAGCUUGUUACUCGGAACAACGAGAAGAAAACAUUGUAUGUCAUUGAUAAGAUACCAGAGAAAGUCGAUAUGGAUUCUGCAGAGCAGAACUCAUCGAAAGUGGAGAACAUUGUUUAUGAUCUCUCAGAACAGCCACUGUCGAAAUAUGAAAAUAUUGAUUCGGAUUCCCUUCAGGAGACAUCACUGAAGCCAGAUAAUUCAGACACGGGCGUCCUGGGGCACAAAUUGCUGGAACCAGAAAACAUUAGUGCUGCCUCUCUUGAAUUGACACCUGAUGAUAAAAAAAAGUUCCAAGUAAAGAAUGCCGAUAUGGACUUCCUAGAGCAGAGAUCACUGAGCCCAGAAAACAUUGAUUUUGAUUCUCUGGAAUUGAUACCUGAUGAUAAAAAAUGGCUAGAACCAGAAAAUGCUGAUAAGAAUUCUCUAGGGGAAAAUUUGCUGAAGCCAGAAGAAAAUAGUUUUGAGUCCUUGGUGAAACCCACUGACCAGGAAUUGCAUGGACCAAAGAGUGCUGACACGGAAUCUCUAGAGCAGGAAUUGCUGAAACUAGAAGACAUUGAUCUUGAUUCUCUUGACGUUCAGAAUUUGCUUGAACAAGGGAAUGCUGAUAAGGAUUUUCUUGAGCAGAAGCUGCUGAAACCAGAGAACAUCGAUCUUGAUUCCCUUGAGCUGAAUCCCAAUGAUGACCAGUCGUCCCAGUUAGGAUCAGAUGAUGAAGAGAUUGAGGAAAUAGAGUCUGCCUCUUCUGAAUCAUCUGAAUCAGAGUCAGUAAAUGAACCUUCAAAAGAUGAACAGAAGAAAAGGUCCAGAAUAGAUGCAGUUGUCCACCCUGAAGAUAAACUUUCCACACCUCACAAAUUGAAGUUUAGGAGAGGUAAGAUAAUUGAACUUCAACCUGAAUGCAAAGGUCUAAGAAGGCUGAGAUUCAGAAGAGGAAGACUGAUGUCUAAGAGUGCCGAUGAUGAUCAAGUCGAACGGAUGAACUUCCAAAGGAGUGAGAUGGGUGCACCGGCUAGUGAUCCUAGUCCAGAAUCUAAAGGUGUUGUGCUGAAACAUCAAGAUAUGCAGGAGAAGAAAGACAUCCAAGGCCUGUUCAACAAUGUUAUCGAAGAAACAGCAAGUAAACUAGUGGAGAGCAGGAGGAGCAAGGUGAAGGCAUUGGUUGGCGCCUUUGAAACUGUGAUAUCUCUUCAAGAUAGCAAGCCAGCAUCUACAGGCUAAAUGAUCAGUUUGGUGACUUUUCUUUUUUGGUGAUAGCUAAAUUGAAUGCUCAUGGUCCCAUGUGUUUAUUUUCCAACAUUAAAUGGUGUGCAUAUAUAAAUACAUAUUAUUUUUUUCGUUAAAGAUUCAAGAAUAUUUGUUAUGUAUAACUUUAUGUUCAGAAAAAUGGCUUGGUUUGAGAA
Molecule: messenger RNA, 2876 nt
Organism: Musa acuminata subsp. malaccensis (wild Malaysian banana)
Lineage: Eukaryota; Viridiplantae; Streptophyta; Magnoliopsida; Zingiberales; Musaceae
Molecular function (GO): calmodulin binding
Source: RefSeq, a predicted model, not a curated record